Molecule: messenger RNA, 609 nt
Organism: Cylindrotheca closterium
Lineage: Eukaryota; Bacillariophyta; Bacillariophyceae; Bacillariales; Bacillariaceae
Source: the annotation of a GenBank genome assembly
AUGCUCUCUACUCCCUUCAUUGCUCUCUCGCUCAUCGCCACUCUGCACUCUGCUAGUGGCUUUGCACCAGCACCCGCAUCUCGUGGCAGUCAAUCACCAUCACAUUCUUCUACUUCAUUCUUACAUGUUGGAAUUUCGUUUGAUGAGGAUAAUGCUGACAUUAUCAGUGGUGGCAGCAGCACUUACCCUCAGCUGCUGCAACGAGCCAACGAUUGUGCCAAGGACGAAGAAUGCUCUCUCGAAGAGUGGGAAUCUGUCAUUACAGAGAUUGAAUACAUUUCGGAAUUGGAUGCUUCCGAUUUGGAACGUCUGAAGGUGGGAGUCCAUCAAUUAGAGGAACGCUCUGCACUAUCAUCUUGGAUUUCCACUGCGAACCUACCAAUGGCCGUAUUGAUGUUUCUGGCAUCAACCUACAGCACUGUGACAGCACCGUACGAUGACAUUGUCAUUCGGAUUGGCUGGUUCUUUCAGGACUGGAACCAAGUGGCCACUCAAUCAUCGAGCUCGACUUCAGAACAUUUGCCACUCUUCAUGUGUGCGGCGGCUACCUAUGUGGCACUCAGCGAAGUGGCAUCUUGCUUUCUUCCUGCAAAUAAUGAAAAGGAAUGA